This is a messenger RNA of Argiope bruennichi, 4047 nucleotides long. It is a transcript of the gene Ssadh, whose product is annotated as succinate-semialdehyde dehydrogenase, mitochondrial-like. Gene Ontology annotation, molecular function: succinate-semialdehyde dehydrogenase (NAD+) activity. Lineage: Eukaryota; Metazoa; Arthropoda; Arachnida; Araneae; Araneidae. The coding region runs from base 172 to 1698 and encodes 508 amino acids. The record is from RefSeq and is a predicted model, not a curated record. The transcript has 13 exons. Gene Ontology annotation, biological process: GABA catabolic process.
GCUAUCUGCUUCUCCGGAUGAACCCUCCCCCGCCCCCUUCAAACUUUAUUGAUUUCCUCUUUGUAACUGCUCCCGGAGCAAAAAGCGUUUUCCGGUUUACGACGAACAUCCGAAGAACACGUGAGAAUUCGUCUGCUCCAAUUCGCUAAAUUACAUCCUUAAAGGGGAAAAAUGUUACUGAAAAGUACUUUUCAGAUUAAGAAUAGAUUCAAAUGCACUAUACGUGUAUGGAGAACAAUUCAUAACUUAUCUGUUCCUGAUGGCAAAACAUACAUUAAUGGAAAGUGGGUUGCUGCCAAAAGUGGGAAAACAUUUCCGGUCUUGAAUCCUGCUAAUGGUGAAAUUGUUGCUAAUGUACCAGAUUGUGGAGAUGAGGAAACAAAUGAAGCAGUUGAUGGUUGUUAUGAUGCUUUUAAAACUUGGAAGAAUACAACUGCAAAGGAAAGAGCUGGUUUCUUGAGGAAUAUGUUUGAACUUCAGAUGAAAAACAGUAAAUCUUUAGCUCAUAUCAUAACACUAGAAGGUGGGAAGACUUUAGCUGAAUCAGUUGGUGAAAUCACUUAUGGAGCAUCCUUUUUUGAAUGGUUUUCUGAAGAAGCUCGGCGUAUUUACGGAGAUAUUGUUCCUUCCCCCUUUAAAAACAGACAAUUGUUUUUCUUUCGUGAGCCAAUAGGAGUGGCAGGAAUUAUAACACCUUGGAAUUUUCCUAAUGCCAUGAUCACUAGAAAAGUUGCGGCAGCUUUAGCAGCUGGGUGCACUUGUGUAAUUAAACCUGCUGAAGAUACACCUUUAUCUGCAUUAGCAAUUGCACAGUUAGCUGAAGAAGCAAACAUUCCUCCUGGUGUUAUCAAUGUAAUUACUACUUCUAGGAAUAACACACCCUCGGUGGGAAAAAGACUGUGUGAACAUACAAAGGUUGCUACAAUUUCUUUUACCGGAUCAACAGCAGUUGGUAAAUUGUUAUUUGAGCAGUCUGCAUCAACCGUUAAAAGAGUUUCUUUGGAGCUUGGAGGAAACGCGCCUUUCAUAGUUUUCAAUUCUGCUGAUGUAUCUAAAGCUGUAACUGGUGCAAUGGCUUCCAAAUUCAGGAAUUCUGGCCAAACAUGUGUUUGCACAAAUAGGAUUUUAGUUCAAGAAAAAAUUCAUGAUGACUUUGUAGCUGCACUGGCAAAAGCAAUGCAGAACCAGCUUAAAGUUGGCGAAGGAUUAAAACCAGACGUGACAACUGGCCCACUCAUCAAUGAGAAUGCUGUUAGAAAGGUGGAAAGACAUGUUCAAGAUGCAUUACAGAAAGGUGCCAAUUUAAUUCUAGGAGGAAAAAUACAUUCUUGUGGUAAAACAUUUUUUGAGCCCACAUUACUUACUAAUCUGAAGAAAGAUAUGCUCAUUUCUAAGGAAGAGACAUUUGGGCCAGUUGCAGCUGUAAUGAAGUUCAGCUCUGAAGAAGAAGCUAUUGAAAUUGCUAAUUCAACUCGGAGUGGAUUAUCGGGUUAUUUUUACUCUGAAGAUAUUUCUCAGAUUUGGAGAGUUGCAAAGGCUUUAGAAGUUGGUAUGAUUGGUGUGAAUGAAGGAAUAUUCUCAUGUGCUGAGGCUGCGUUUGGUGGAGUAAAAGAAUCAGGUCUAGGAAGAGAAGGAUCUCGCUAUGGAAUUGAUGAAUACGUUCAAAUUAAAUACAUGUGUCUUGGAGGACUUGAUUAAAUGUUAUGGUCUUGUGCUUUGUCUAGUCUUCCAGCUUUUCUACUGUGUAAUUUCACUACAAAGUACUCCUUCUGAAUUGUCUUCCAAGAUAGUAAAUAUAUAUAUAUUUAUAUGUUUUCGAUUUGUUGUAAGAUUUUAAAUUAAAUGCAAGAUGACUGAAACUUCACAAUAUAAGGUAUCAGUGCAUUUAACUGUUCCUUGUAACUGACCAAAAUUGUUUUUUGCACUUUUUGUUUUUUUAUGAAUAGGAUUGAACUGAAAUCCCUGAUUAUUUAUGCAUGAAAUAUUUGAAAAUCUAUGCACAUGAAUUUUAUUCAUUAAAGUGCAUUAUGUAUUGUAUAUCACCUCAAUCUUCUUAAAAAAAAUAGCAAUAUUUCAAGAGUGAAACAGUUUUAUGCCUCACUUUAUAUAAGGAAUCGAUUUAUUGUUAGAUCGAGAUGUUAUUCACACAUUACUACUACUACUGCUUAAGAGUUUCAUUAUUUUUUGUAUAUGGUUGUUAUUAUGUGAGUUAUUGCAGUCAAUGUGUGCCAUAAUUUUUUUAUUGUCUCUUCUUUUCACUCUGAUUUGUAAUACUUUAAGUCUAGUUAAAAAGAGAAAAUAUUUCUAAAAACAUAUUGUUUAUUAGAAAGUAUACCUUGUUUAUUUACUAUACUUUUUAUCAUUUAUGCAUAUCUUAUAUGUAUAUUAUUAUUAUUAUAAUUAUAUAUUUUGCUGUAACAAUACUGCAUUUUAGUUGUUUUAAUAUUGUAGCAUAUUUGUUAUUUGGAAUAUAUUUGAGUUUUUACUUAAUUAUGAAUAAUCAGUUUGAUUAUGCUAUAUAAAUAAUGUGAUGUAUAUACUCACAAGAAAUAUUUUCCAUUCAAAUUAUUAUGUAUGAAUAUCUACUGAGUUAUGAAUAUUGUCAUCAGCUGCUUUUUUCAGCUAUGGUUUUCCUUGUAUUGAUAUUAGUCUUUUUAUAUACUUUUUAGUUGUUCUCUUUAUAUUUUCUAAUUUUAAAACAUUAUUGGUUUGAAAUGUAUAUUAAAAAAAAUCUUCAAGUUUUGGUUUUGUUUUAUGUAAGUUAUUUCUUGUUGUCAGAAAUAUAUUAUUUUAAUAUAAAUGAAUUUUGUUGAAAUUUUCUUUGUAGUAAAGGAAUAUUUAACCAUGCUAAAUUUUUAUGAUUGCUUGAGGACUUUACUUUCUGUAUCUUGGAGUAUAACGAGAUUAUGCAUAUGUGUGUGUGUGUGUGUGUGUGUGUGGAAGGAGGAAGAAGAGAGUGAAGACUUUUGUGGCUGAUAUCUCCCAUCUUUUCUGAACUCGGAUUUUCUUAUUUUAAAUGUCCCUCUUCAAAUGAAAAUUUAGGCUAAAAUUAAAAUAUAAAAGAAAAAGAAAACGCAUUUGUAAAAGCAAUAAUAAAAUCACAUUUUCCCUUAAGUUUAACUUGAAUGGCAUGAAUUUGAUAUUAUAAUUGUAAAAAAUUUCAAAAAGGCCCAAAUAUAUUAUUAUUUAUUCACAUUAAGUCUGCCCCAAUUUCUUAAGAGUCAUUUUAAAGACUAAGCAUGUCAGCAGCAUUUUGAGAUAAAAUCGGGCUAUUAUGCAUUUAACGAGAAUUUUUAUAAAAAUAACUUUUAUUUUCAAUAACAGUUCUGUGUAUUUAGUGAUAAAUGAAUCGAAAUAACAGUUGCUCUCUGAGCUGGCUGCUGUUCUUUAACAUCUCAAUGAAAUCAUAUGGAAAAAAUCUAUAAGUAACUGUUGACAAUUUCCAAAAAAAAAAAAAAAAAAAAAAAAAAAAAUACCAAAUUCCAUUGAUAUGAAACAAGAAUAAUAUAUUCAGAUGCUCUGCAUUACAUUAAAAUAAAUUAUAGUAGAUUUAGAAAAAAAAUUAAAAAUUCAUUCAUUAUUCCUUCAUUCAUUUGCUUGUUUUGUAAUUCCUUAUUCAAAAAAUAACUUCAAAAUAACAAAUAGUGAAUUCAGUGAAAGAAAUGAAAAUGUUUAAAAAUGAGUGUUAAAUGAAUGAAAAUUGAAAUGAAAUUGUUUAUGAAAUUAAAAUGUUUAAAAAUGAGUGUUAAAUGAAUGAAAAUUGAAAUGAAAUUGUUUAUGAAAUUAAAAUGUUUAAAAAUUUCUUCUACUUGCUUCUGAAUGAAGAAAGUAGAAGAAAUGGAAGCUUUUGAUAAUGGAGAAAUAAAAAACAGUUUAAAAAUUAUGUUCAUGGCACUUUGAAUACGUUAAAAGGACAUGUAUUGUUCAAUAAUUUUCCUACAACAGUAAUAUCACAGUGUUUUUUUUUUUUUUUUUAAUGAAUUGUCUUUUGAACGAUAUCCUAAAUCUUUUUAAUGUUUUUAAUCUAAUAAAGAACUGCUAAGUUAA